Momordica charantia (bitter melon) is the source of this 2094-nucleotide messenger RNA. RefSeq names its product citrate synthase, glyoxysomal. Gene Ontology annotation, cellular component: mitochondrial matrix. Gene Ontology annotation, biological process: tricarboxylic acid cycle; carbohydrate metabolic process. The record is from RefSeq and is a predicted model, not a curated record. Lineage: Eukaryota; Viridiplantae; Streptophyta; Magnoliopsida; Cucurbitales; Cucurbitaceae.
CUCUUUAAAACGUGAGCCAUUUUCAGCGAAAGGGCGGGGAAGAAGACGAAGAUCUUCCGUGAGAGAAAUUGUAUCGCCUUUCUUUUGACAAGGCAAUUAGCAAAAUUCAGGGAAGCUACGACUCUGAAUUCUCGUUAGAUUAUUUGUUCGCUGUUCUUCUCUUGUUUGGUUGUAAUCUCGAUCGUUUAGAAUCUCAAUUCCAUCGAUCGGAAAGGGAAGUAGAUGCCGACCGACAUGGAAGUGUCGCCGUCGAUCGUUGCCCGUGGCCGCUUGGCCGUACUGGCAGCACAUCUGGCCGCGGCGACCUUGGAACCGCCGGAGAUGGCUUCGUCCCUCUUGCCUCACUGCGUGUCGUCUCGGAGCAUGGUUCAGCCUCCUGAAAUGCUGAAGGGCUCGUUGAAGGUCGUGGAUGAGAGGACUGGGAAGAGGUACCAGGUACAGGUAUCUGAAGAAGGCACGAUAAAGGCCACUGACUUGAAGAAGAUAACCACUGGACCAAAUGACAAGGGGCUUAAGCUGUACGAUCCAGGCUAUCUCAACACGGCGCCGGUUCGGUCAUCGAUCAGUUAUAUUGAUGGUGAUGAGGGAAUUCUCAGGUAUAGAGGCUACCCGAUUGAGGAAUUGGCUGAGAGUAGUACCUAUGUGGAAGUUGCGUACCUCUUGAUGUAUGGGAAUUUGCCUUCUCAGAGUCAAUUGGCAGACUGGGAAUUUGCUAUUUCUCAACAUUCCGCUGUACCACAGGGAAUUUUGGAUAUCAUUCAAGCAAUGCCUCAUGAUGCACAUCCAAUGGGUGUGCUUGUUAGUGCAAUGAGCGCUCUAUCUGUCUUUCAUCCUGAUGCCAAUCCUGCCCUUAGGGGACAAGAUCUUUACCGGUCUAAGCAAGUGAGAGACAAACAAAUAGUACGUAUUAUAGGGAAGGCUCCCACCAUUGCAGCCGCAGCUUAUCUUAGAUUGGCUGGAAGACCUCCAGUUCUCCCUUCCAGCAACCUUUCUUAUUCAGAGAAUUUCCUCUACAUGCUUGAUUCAUUAGGUAAUAGGUCUUAUAAACCCAAUCCUCGGCUUGCUCGAGUCCUAGACAUUCUAUUCGUCCUUCAUGCAGAACAUGAAAUGAACUGCUCUACAGCUGCUGGUCGCCAUCUAGCAUCAAGUGGUGUUGAUGUGUUUACUGCACUUUCCGGAGCUGUUGGAGCACUGUAUGGGCCUCUUCAUGGAGGUGCCAAUGAGGCUGUGCUUAAGAUGCUGAGCGAAAUUGGAACUGUUGAGAACAUUCCAGAAUUCAUCGAGGGUGUUAAAAACAGGAAAAGGAAGAUGUCAGGUUUUGGCCAUAGGGUGUACAAGAAUUACGAUCCUAGAGCUAAGGUCAUAAGAAAACUGGCCGAGGAAGUGUUUUCCAUUGUUGGUCGGGAUCCUCUCAUUGAGGUGGCUGUUGCUUUGGAGAAGGCUGCUCUUUCAGAUGAGUACUUCGUCAAGAGGAAGUUAUAUCCUAAUGUUGACUUUUACUCCGGAUUAAUAUACAGGGCUAUGGGAUUUCCAACAGAAUUUUUCCCCGUAUUGUUUGCAAUCCCCCGAAUGGCUGGAUACUUGGCACAUUGGCGAGAAUCCCUGGAUGAUCCUGACACAAAGAUAAUUAGACCGCAACAGGUCUACACUGGGGAAUGGCUGCGGCAUUAUAUUCCACCCAAAGAACGACUUGUACCGGUUAAAUCAGACAGGCUCGGUCAGGUUUCCGUUUCGAAUGCCUCCAAGCGCCGACUGUCUGGAUCCGGGAUCUAGACUAUUUGGAUCACAUAAAUCAAAUGCAGGUAAAUAAAAUUAUGCAAGUUUGCAAGGAAGCGAAACUUGUUUGUUGCAUGGUCCAGUCGCUGCCAGAAUAUGGACAAAGUUGCAAAGUAGAAUGUUAGAGAAACAAGAUAGACCCUCCAUAAAGAAUAAAGGAUUCGUCGCCAUUUGCAUACAGUGUGCAAGUUUCUUGUUUUAUUAGGAUGUGAUAUUGUAACUUCCAGUACUCUGGAUGAAUUUAUGUUGUACCCAAUAUCAUAUUUUCAUUCUUCUUUCCAGUUGUAAGAUGAAAAAUGGUUCUAAACUUCAGUUUAA